Caenorhabditis remanei is the source of this 489-nucleotide messenger RNA. RefSeq lists its product as uncharacterized. Lineage: Eukaryota; Metazoa; Nematoda; Chromadorea; Rhabditida; Rhabditidae. The record is from RefSeq and is a predicted model, not a curated record. The transcript is spliced from 3 exons. Bases 1 to 489 code for a protein of 162 amino acids.
AUGCUUGCGGCAGUCAUGGCGAUGCUGGUUGUUCUAUGCCUCACUAAAGAGGUAUUCAAAUUAAUCACUUCGUUAGACAAACCUUGGAUUGGUUUUAUUUAUGGAAUCGAGGUUUUUCUGUUUGCAGCCGUAAUCAUUCAUUUAUUUUGUGAACGCCAGCGAAUCAAAACUGAACCCCUUGUGAAAACCCAAGAUAUGGAAAAUGCUCAUCAUGAUUCUGAAGAAAUUAAGUCGAUAAUUAAACAAACUCAUGCAUUAAAAAAUCAUCACACCUUCUGGACGGCGUUGUUAACUACCAUCAUUACAUCAUGUUUCUGGAUUCUUACAGCUUUAAAGUUCAACAAAGCUGACAGCAAAAAGGACAUUAAUGCUGCAUGGAUGUAUGUCUUCUCGCUUUUAAUUCCAACCAAUGUGUAUUUCAAGGACAUUUUUAUCCCAAUGAUCAUCUGUCCGCUCUUGGAGUUUUUGGAUCCCAUUCCCGCCUCCUAA